CUGGCGGGGGCCGGCUGCCGGCUCCGGCUGGAGGAGGAUGGUUUCACCCGGGACUCUUCCGGAGCACUAGCACGGGCGCUUCUGCCGGGGACAGGGGUCUGCAGCGCUCAUCUGAUGCAAUGGUGGGAUUUGUUGCUCAUCUGGUGGCACCGCAGCACUGCAACAUCAGUUGUAUCCGCUGCAAUUAAGUUUGCAGGGUCUGGACAUGGGAGGAUUGAGCAUGUCCGUGUAACUGUGCGUGCUCUUCAGCAUUUCUUCUGACCACAUCUUCCUCGCUCGUGUACAUUUUGUUAGUUCUCGCUUUCGAAUAGCAAGUACACAAGCCCUCAGCAUUCAUACCAUUCAUCUUUGAGAACUAGCUGGAAAGACCAUGCAUCGGUUUGUCUUGGUUGCCAAGCAAACUGCGGCAAGCCUGGGCUGCAAAGGGCCGGGGGGCUGCCGGAGCGGAAGGAGGGAGGUCACAGCGCGCUGGAGCAGCGCUGCCAAGGCCUCUGCGGUGAAGAUCAGCGAGAAGGCGAGCAGGGAGAAGAUCCUGACACUGGAGUCCAUGAACCCGCAAGUGAAGGCGGUGGAAUAUGCAGUGCGGGGCCCCAUCGUUCUCAAGGCCGGGGAGAUCGAGAAGGAGCUGAGGAAGGGAAUCAAAAAACCUUUUACUGAAGUAAUUAAAGCCAACAUUGGAGAUGCACAUGCAAUGGGACAGAGGCCCAUCACCUUCCUUCGUCAGGUAGUGGCACUGUGUACAUACCCAAACCUGUUGGACAGCCCAAGUUUUCCAGAAGAUGCCAAAAAGCGAGCAAGACGGAUCUUGCAGGGCUGUGGAGGAAACAGCUUAGGAUCUUACAGUGCCAGUCAAGGCAUAAAUUGCAUCCGUGAAGAUGUUGCUUCAUAUAUUGAAAGAAGAGAUGGAGGAGUUCCUGCAGAUCCAGAUAAUAUAUAUCUUACCACUGGAGCAAGUGAUGGCAUUGCUACAAUUUUAAAGAUCCUGGUCUCAGGAGGUGGGAAAUCCCGAACAGGAGUGAUGAUACCUAUACCACAAUACCCCUUAUAUUCAGCAGCCAUAUCUGAACUAGAUGCUAUCCAGGUGAACUACUACUUGGAUGAAGAAAAUUGCUGGGCACUAGAUGUGAAUGAACUUCGCCGUUCCUUGAAUGAAGCUAAGGCAUACUGCAAUCCAAAAGUCCUCUGCAUAAUCAAUCCAGGAAAUCCCACAGGACAGGUGCAAAACAGAAAGUGCAUUGAAGAUGUGAUACACUUUGCUUGGGAAGAAAAACUUUUUCUUCUGGCUGAUGAGGUUUACCAGGACAAUGUAUACUCUGAAGGAUGCCAGUUUCAUUCUUUCAAAAAGAUUCUGUAUGAGAUGGGGCCUGAAUACUACAACAAUGUUGAGCUAGCUUCUUUUCACUCCACCUCCAAGGGAUACAUGGGCGAAUGCGGCUACAGAGGAGGUUAUAUGGAGGUCAUUAAUUUGCAUCCAGAAAUUAAAGGACAGCUUGUUAAGCUUCUUUCUGUUCGUCUUUGUCCUCCAGUCUCAGGACAAGCAGCAAUGGAUAUUGUAGUGAAUCCUCCAGUACCUGGAGAAGAAUCUUACUCACAGUUCAUAAAGGAAAAGGAGUCUGUUUUGAACAAUCUUGCCAAAAAGGCCAAACUAACAGAAGACAUGUUUAACAAGGUACCAGGCAUUCACUGCAAUCCACUUCAAGGAGCUAUGUAUGCUUUCCCACGGAUCUUCAUUCCUUCCAAAGCCAUUGAGGAAGCAAAGGCUCAUAAAAUGGCACCUGACAUGUUCUACUGCAUGAAACUUCUAGAAGAGACUGGAAUCUGUGUUGUACCUGGAAGUGGAUUUGGCCAAAGGGAAGGAAGCUACCAUUUCAGAAUGACCAUUCUUCCUCCAGUAGAGAAGCUGAAGAUCUUACUGGAGAAAGUGAAAGACUUCCACAUACAGUUUCUUGAAAAAUAUGCAUGAAAUAGCUGUGGCUUUUUCCUCCCAUCCCCUUCCCUUGAAGGCGAAUGCAGAAAAUGAAAAAAGAAGUGCUGAGAAUGUGCUGUUCAUCUAAUUUUACUAAAUCCAAAAUAGAUAGAACCUAUCUCAGAUACUGCUACGACUUACUGGACAAUUAAGUUUAAUGUCUGAUAUAGAAGACAUUGUUACACCUUUUUUUUUUUUUUUUUUUUUAAGAGGGAGGGGAAAACGUGAAGAAAGUGGUAAAAGAGUCAGUAAAUGAUUUUGUGCCUUGAUUGGAAGUUUCACUCUUGAACUUCUGGCUCAAUACAUUGGGGAAGGAAGCUGCUUACGAAAAUUACUACUGUUGCUGUCUUUUAGGAAACAGAAAUGCUGAGAGCAAUUGUUUAGCUAGGAACAUGUUUGCCAGCUUAAAAUUCUACUAUACAAAAAUUCAAAGGCCUAGGUAUUGUUUGGUUUCCUUUUUGUUUUUUCUUUUCAUUAAGUAUGUAGUGUUUUCCAAAUCUGGUAACACAUGUAGGUACAGUACGCAUGCUUAUUAAAAAAAGAAAUCUUUGCAAGAUGUGUUUCAGUACCUUUGAACUUCUAUUAAAAAAAAAAGUCCUGCCGUCACAGCAUAAUCUGAGCACAAUACAGAGUUUUGAUUGGAGAAGGAGCGAACACUAUGUCUUCUUGAACUCUAUUUUUAUGGAAUUGAAAAAUAAAGAGAAACUCUAGUUCUUCUUAUUCCUAUGCUAUUCAAUGCAGAUUCUGCCAGCAUAAGACGAGAGCAGUGAAUACUUUUUAAUAACUCUAUUUGGCAAAUAAAAAAGCCAGUGAGUCUCCUGUUUAUUCACAUAUUUUGCAUAUAUAGAACCUAAUAAGCUACUAAUCUCAAAGCAGAUAUGAGUAUUGUCGAUCCUUUCAAAUAGAGUCAAAUAAAAUACUACUUCAAAUUCACUUUAUCAAUGGAGAGCAUUUGUUCAGAACCACAUGAUUAGAAGACAUGGCUGGCUUGAAUCCAACUUGAAUUGGCAACAGCUAACAAAUGUUAUCAGAAGAAAUGCAGGGAGAGGUUUUGUAUGAAGAAAAAGAUGUAUUUAAAAUGCAAGUGUCUUGCACUUAGCAUAAAGUUGACAAUAAUGCAUCUUACUCUUAAAUUUUCCACAGUCAUAUUGCUGGCUGAAUAGUCUGAGAACCAGCUUCCUAUUUAAGAAUACAGCUAUGUUACUCUACUAUCUGUGUUAGUUUCCCUGCACUGAGGAAGAAAGUUUCAGUCUUGCUACAGCUGGAAGUUUGAUACCUUCUGCUAGGACAGAUAAAGAACUGAAGAAACAUAGUUUCCAGUAUUCAGCCAUUAAAGCAUUAAUAUUUGUCAGACUUAGGCUUAGCAUUUUGCCAAAUUUCUUUAUUAAGAGUAGGUCAUUUAAUCUAUUCACUAAUUUUAAAUUAUUAUUUAGAAGUAAACUCAUUAAUGUCUACUAGCACUUUGUUAGGCUUCCUCUGUAGCUGCUUCAGCAUGUUAUGCUGAUCCCUGUUACUAAAGCCAAGGGCUAGAGAGUCAUGAAUGAAAGAUAUGCCAAUUUAUUAAGAUAAGAGAUGUUGCCGAUAACUACCCUUUCAACAGCAGCUACUAGUCUAUGAAAUAGCGUUGGCAGUAGGUGUGCUUCUCAUAGUUCCUUACUGAAGGCUAUAAGGAAGAAUUUAGCAGAAUGUGCCAGUGGACAGAGGUUCAUAAAUGAAAAUAGUUUGCUAGUAGACAAAGUUACUAGAGAGGUUGGAGGAAAAAAAAUCUACCUUUAUCUUUGGAGGACAACAGACUGGGAACCCUUAUGUUGCUACUACCCAUUGGUAAAUACAAUCUUUUAUCUGCUAGGACUAUCCACUUAGCAUCCUUAAUAUGCACUAAUAAAACAAAUCUGAAAAGCAAAAAUGUAGUAAGAGGUCAGAAUAUUGAUGUAAAAAUAAGACAAAUAGCACUUUCCUAUUCUAGGAAUGUGUCCAAAUCAGAUCUGGCUUUGGACUUGUAAUGCAAUGUAGAUUGAAGCUGAGAUUUAACAAUGGAAAUUAGAAUAUUUUUUUAUAUUUUUGUAACUACAGCUUUUUCAUGGGGUAGUAUUUGUAAUCUAGUAUGUCAAUAAAUUUUAUAUUUGCCUUGCAUUUGCACCUGAUACUCCUGGCAAAAAUGUAAAGGUUUACAGAUUUCUAAUGAUACUUCACAAGUGUCAGUGGCUUUUUGUUUUAAGUCAGGACAGCAAUUCUUACGCUUUUAAAUCAAAAUAUAACAGUAAACUAAGUUUUUUUCUAAACAUUCUAUUAUGGUGCCUUUUAUGUUUCAUCCAUUGUAAGGGAUAACACUUUGUUUUUGAUGCAUCACACAUGGAAGGGUGGUGAUUUCUAUUGUCCAUCCACAAUAUUUGUAUGUACUGUGAUAAGGUAAAUGUGCAUUUUUGUGGAACAAUCCUAUAAAGCUAAGAGGCUUAUUUUCAAUGCCUGAAAUAUUUCACUAAUAACAGACAAUCCUUACUUUUUCUAAUGCAUGCUUCUAGGUUUGGUUUUCCUACAGGUGCUCCUUACUAUGGUACUUUAGAUGUAUGAGACUUCAAAAUAAUAA
Molecule: messenger RNA, 4553 nt
Organism: Rhea pennata
Lineage: Eukaryota; Metazoa; Chordata; Aves; Rheiformes; Rheidae
Gene: GPT2
Product: glutamic--pyruvic transaminase 2
Exons: 11
Coding region: 371-1963 (530 amino acids)
Biological process (GO): biosynthetic process
Molecular function (GO): pyridoxal phosphate binding; L-alanine:2-oxoglutarate transaminase activity
Source: RefSeq, a predicted model, not a curated record